AGUCGGUACUGUGGUCUGCUCCAUUUAACAGUGACAUCUCUGCAACUUUAGUUUAGCACUUCAUUCAUAAUGGCAUUCUAUGCAAAAUCAACCAGAACUUCAUCAAUGUCAACUAGUGGAGGAAAAGGGUUAGUGAUGAAUGGUGAAGGUUUUGGUGAUUUUUAUGAUAGUGGCCAUGGAGGUAGUGAAUUUAGUACUGGCUUUGGAGCAGGUCAGCAGGGUGGAGGAUAUGGUGGAGGGUCUGGUGGAGGAUUUGGUGGAGGGUCCGGUGGAGGAUAUGGCGGAGGAGCUGGUGGGGGAGCUGGUGGGGGAGCUGGUGGAGGAUAUGUAAUAGGUGGUGGGGGAUAUACUGGAGGAUACGGUGGAGCAGGCGGUGGGGGAUUUGCUGGAGGAUAUGGUGGAGCAGGCGGUGGGGGAUUUGCUGGAGGAUAUGGUGGAGCAGGCGGUGGGGGAUUUGGUGGGGGAGGAUUUGGUGCAGGUGGUGGUCUACUUGCUACCAAUGAAAAACAGACUAUGCAGAAUCUCAAUGACCGUUUAGCGACUUACUUGGACAAAGUCAAGUCCUUAGAGGAUAGCAAUACCGAACUUGAGCUCAAAAUAAAAGAAUGGUAUGAAAAGCAACGUCCAGGUUCCACUACGGGUGCUGGAGGACCAGACUACAGCAAAUAUUAUGAUACUAUUGAGGACUACCGGAAUAAGAUACUUGCUGCAACUAUUGAAAACUCCAAGUACAUUUUGCAGAUCGACAACGCCAGGUUGGCAGCUGAUGACUUCAGACUAAAAUAUGAGAAUGAGUUGGCUUUGCGUCAAAGCGUAGAGGCUGACAUCAAUGGAUUGCGUAGAGUCUUGGAUGAGCUGACCAUGUCCAGGUCUGAUCUGGAAUUACAGAUUGAGUCCCUAACAGAAGAACUAUUAUAUCUCAAGAAGAAUCACAAGGAGGAGAUGGGGUCUCUGGCUGGUGGAGAAUCUGGACAGGUCACUGUUGAAAUGAACGCAGCUCCGGGCAUUGACCUGACCAAAAUCCUAAAUGACAUGAGGGAGCAGUAUGAGAGCCUGGCUGAGAAGAACAGAAAAGAUGCUGAAGCUCAGUUUUUGCAGCAGAGCAAUGAGCUGAAGAAAGAGAUCUCAGCUGGGGUAGCGGAGGUUCAGACCAAGAGUACGGAGAUUACCGACUUAAGGAGAUCACUUCAAAGCUUGGAGAUAGAGCUACAGUCCCAGCUGGCAAUGAAAAAGAGCCUUGAACAGACCUUGGCAGAAACAGAGGGUCGGUACUGCGCUCAGAUUUCCAAACUGAAGGGCAUUAUUGAUGGGGUAGAAGAACAGUUGUCUCAAAUCAGGUUUGACACAGAACGCCAGAGUGAUGAGUACAGACAACUACUGGAUAUCAAAAGCAGGCUGGAGAAGGAGAUUGAGCAAUAUCGCGUCCUACUAGAUGGAGGUGGAGGGUCUUUUGGAAUCUCUUCCUCUUCAUCCACCACUCAAAAGUAUGCAGGUUCAGUGGGAUCCAAAGAUUCAACCAAAACCAGAAAAGUUAUGACGUUCUAUGAAGAUAUAGUGGAUGGAAAAGUUGUUUCAACAUCAAAAACAGAAAAAGUAGAAAAAAUGUAAAACAAAAACAGAAUAGCUUGAUGAUCAGUCAUUGAUUUUGCUUCUUUUUCAUAUGCUUUUGAUUCACUUUUGCAUACCUAUUCAAUAAACUUUUGCAAGCAAGGCAUUCUG
Rana temporaria (common frog) is the source of this 1719-nucleotide messenger RNA. RefSeq names its product keratin, type I cytoskeletal 47 kDa-like. The transcript has 8 exons. The coding region runs from base 70 to 1608 and encodes 512 amino acids. Gene Ontology annotation, molecular function: structural molecule activity. Lineage: Eukaryota; Metazoa; Chordata; Amphibia; Anura; Ranidae. The record is from RefSeq and is a predicted model, not a curated record.